Cylindrotheca closterium is the source of this 1155-nucleotide messenger RNA. The record is from the annotation of a GenBank genome assembly. NCBI's taxonomy places the organism in Eukaryota, Bacillariophyta, Bacillariophyceae, Bacillariales, Bacillariaceae.
AUGAGUAGUCCAAGUGUCUUUGCUCCACACAAUGAAACUGCUACUCACUCCUCAUGCUCCACCAAUAUGACCGACAUAGACGACUAUGUCGCUGAUACAAUAGUGUCAUGGAGCACAAGCAUUAUGGUUUCGGUUCUAUGCUUGAUGGCAUUUUUGAAAUUGUUCUUUUUCCCAAGGAUACCACGAUCGCCAUUGCAGACGCCCUGUACCUUUUGCCCACGACACCUGGAAGAAUGCCUCAUACCCACAUUCUUCCUCAUCUUUGCCUACCUCUAUGGAGUCUCUGGCAUUUCGCAAUCCCGAGCUGCUAAUUCUGACGAUGACCCAGAAAAUAGUUACAUGAUGGAAUACAGUCGCCGAGUCAUUCCCUUGAUCAGCGGUCUAUUUGCAGUUCUAGUGGGUCUAGAUCUCAUGAAGAUGUCUUCCUCAUCAAAAUUGAUAUCAAAACGAGCAAUCUGGUGGUUUUGUAUGCUCACCUACUAUGGAUUGGCGAUCACUGGUGCGAUUCGGAAUACUGACGUCUUUGGUGCCAUUGAUCUGUGCACAUUGGUUUAUGCAUGUGGAUUAUUGUUUCUAUGCAUGGGUUAUAUCACAUUGGCUAUCAAUUCAAAAUCCAAUCGGCUCCAUUACUUGGUCAAGGCAUCAUCUGCCUUUCUCUUUAUUGUUGGUUUUGUUUACGACAGUGUCUUUUUUCCAAAGUGUGGAUCCUACCAAGCCUACAAGGAUUGCUUUGAACAAUGUCCAUUUCCAGCGACCAAUAGUAGUGCGAGUCAUCAAAAGACAACUUUGAAUUUGGCCGUCACGGCUGCCACACUUUGUUGGGCAUGGUCAGAGAAUUCGUGUCCCUCCAUCCGGAGAAGAAGUGCCCGAUCCGAUGUUGACGCUGACACUGUCGCAUGUGAUGACUCCUCCUCGAGUGCGGAAUCCUUGGAGGAGGACCCAAAAAACAGAGAGGAACCAGCGUUGGACAACAUAAUAGCCAUUGAUCCAGAGUUGGGUUCACCAGAUGAGACUAUUGAGUUGCCCUCAUUCAAGAGGGAGGAAGGAUCAGCUUCGACACAACCACGAGAACCAGUCGUCAACUGUACUCCAUCUGACCUCUGUCAAAAGUUGACAACACAGGCCGACGAUAGACCUGACUUGCAACGAAUAUAA